This is a messenger RNA of Blepharisma stoltei, 2720 nucleotides long. The record is from the annotation of a GenBank genome assembly. Lineage: Eukaryota; Ciliophora; Heterotrichea; Heterotrichida; Blepharismidae.
AUGGAGCGCACUCAGGUAAUUAAAGAAAUGCUUGGAAUUUCCCAAAAUCACGAGUCAAUCGACACAAAAGUCCACAAAGUUGACGAAGAAACACCAUUCCACGAAAUUUUGUCCCAAAAUCUGCACAAGCUUCAAGGCGAAAACAUAAUAGAAAAUGCUGUUGGGGCUAUUCAGUCUAAUUCUCAGCUUACAGCUUUUACAAGGGAUAAUCAAUUAUUUUUAUUAAAAGACAGAAAUAAAGAAAAAGAGGAAUCCCCUUGUAAGACCCAUUCAUCAACAAUUAUCUCAAUGUCUUUAUCAAUCUCCAAUAAGCUUGCAUCAUUAAGCAGUACUUUCGAACUGUUUAUAGGAGUAGUUUCAGAUGGUGAGUAUUCUUUUUUACAGAGUUUUGAAGGUCUUGAAUAUCAGCCUAAGAGGAUAAUCUGGGAUCCUCUAGAUGAUAAUAUGCUGUACCUUAUUUCAGAAAGAAAUAUCUAUACUUUUGAGACUCUGUCAGGAGAAAUAAAGGUUUUGUAUUCUACAGAGGAAGAAAUUGCUGGAUUUCAUAUAAAUCCAAGUGGUAGGAAUUACACAGCUCUCCUUUCUUCGAAAAAAGCAAUUUUAGUGUCUUUUGAUGGCUAUACAGAAAUUCCAUAUGAAAAUAUUGAUGAAAUCUGCUAUAGUAGUAUACGAUGAAUUAACCAGGAUUAUUUUUGGUUAGUCAGGCUCCAGCUACCUUGCCAAAUUAUUUUGCAAAUAAAACCUUGAUUUAGCCACCAAAAAUAGCUUCUUAAUGACUAUUCCUCUAAAAUAUGUAUAUAUAUUAAAAACUGAGAGCUUGGCUAUUUAUUGUCUUCAAGAAAAUAAGCUUCAUAUCUGGAAUAUUUCACAGCAAAGAGAACUCUGCUCAGCACACUGCACACUAUCAGACCCAAUUCUCAAGCACUGUGAGGAUUCUGACCAAAUAUUCGCAUUCAGCCAAAAACGGCAAAAAUUGAUUAUUUUUACUUUUGACGAAGAAGAUAAUAUAGUAUCCAGCCUCCAAAUUAGACUGCAAAAUUCUUUCCAAGACAUCAAUAUUGUCUUCCACUAUAAUACAAUUGCAGGCCAGCCUCCAGCUAAAGGAAACAGUCGAAUAGAAAUUAUUACUUUAGGGGAUGAUAAAGUUACUAGCUAUAUAAUUUGGUCAGAACAGUCAAAAAAAAUUGGGGAAAAAUACAUUCUAUUUUCAGACAAUAUUGAGGAAAAUAAAGAAGAUCAAAAUUUUCAUACCCCUGUGAAAUAUGUAAAAAGUGAAGAAAUUAAAUGGGCAAGAAAACAGAUGCUGGAAAAUCAAUAUGAAGUAAAAUUUAUAGAAAAAGCUAAUAAAAAUGACGAAAGUAAGGCUAAGAUUGACAAUAAGAAAAAACUUGAAAUCUGCCAGGUAAUAAGUUUUGAUAUACUUCCUUCAAAACCUAUAGAAAAUUUCUGUUGAGAAGUAAAAAGCUCUGGGGUUAUGACAGAAAUCAAUUCUCAGCAGCUUUCAGAAAGCCUAGAAAAAAACUAUCAGUCAAUGCUUAAAAAUAUGCAUGAAUUAGUCUCAGAAAGCCGCAUAAAAAGCAUAAUUUCUUCUGCAGUCGAUGCAAGUAUCCCUAAACUUAUAGAAAAUUACAUAAUGAGAGUUGUUACCAAAGUUAUGGAAGAAAUUACCCCACUUGCAACAGAGCUAAUCAAACAAGAAAUGGCAGCAAUUCGGCAAUAUGCGGAAAACUCUUUUAUUGAAAUAAUAGAAGAAUUAAUAUUAAGAUUAAGUUUAGCUUUUGUCCUUGACAGGGCUGGGAUUUCCAUCCCUAUAUACUCAUCGUUCCUGAGGGUCCCCGCAGGUACCCUUCCUCGAUUCGCACGACCGAUCUUGAGUUCCAUGAUUCCUGAAGCCUAUGAGGCCACCACCUGGGUUGAAACUCCCGGUUUCUCUUUAGGCAGACGUCACCUCUUGAGCCCUGCUCGAGGGAUUUAUCGUCCACUCGGGGUUUUGCUGGUUCUGCCCUUUCCAAUGAUGGCCUUGAGGGCAAAAACUCAAAGUACCAGGAUUAGCUGCCUAGGGCCCGAGAAAAGCCUAACACGACAUAUGCAAGGAUCACUUUUCUCUUUCUGUCCUUUCCAUUCACACUGGGCUGUUGCCUGCUGUUGUUGAAAGAAAAAGGUUCUGGUCUGUCGUCACCAUUUUCAAGCGAGUAAAUGCAAGCCCUUAUGAUUGAAGAGAAUAUGGGUUUAAAGACCCAACAGCAAAUUAACUAAAUCACAUAAUCGAAGAGCAAAGGACCCAUGAAAUGAAGCUGCAAUCCAUAGAAAAGCAUCUCUAUGAAGAAUACAAAAAAAGAGAAAAAAAUUUUAAAGAAAAAAAAAUAAUCAAAAAUAUUCCAAAGUAUGAGGAAGAAUUUGAGAAAAAAAAUUACGAAAGAGGCAUAAUUGAGCUGCUGGCGACCAAAGAUCUGCAAUUAAUUUCUAGCAAGCUUGCAACACUAAAUCCUGAAGUAGUUUUCAGCACCCCGCUUGCAUAUGAUACUUAUUUUGACUUGUGCUUUGUGUUGAUUGAUUUAAUGAAAGCUGGAAAAUUUGAGUGCAGCAAUUUAAUGGAAAAACUAUGCCAAAUAAUUCCUCUAAAUGGUACACAAAGACGAAAGCAGCUUUUCAGAGUAUUUCUUGACCGAAAUAACCAUUUAGAAAGAUUUGAAGAAAUCAUCCAUAAUCGAAUGCUAUAA